AUGUACAAAUCAGUAAUCAGAAGUACGGUCGGCCGUCAAUUGACAGCAACAGCUGCUCGUCCAGUGGCUGUACGAAGCUAUGCUUCUGCACACGCUGCCCCGCAACCCUUCAAUUGGGAAGAUCCAUUGAACGCCGCCAGCUUAUUUACAGAGGAGGAAUUGGCUAUUUCUGAGACGGCGGAGGCGUAUUGUCAGGAGCGGAUGCUACCGCGAGUUCUACAGGCGUACAGAGACGAAAACUAUGACAAGAAGAUCCUCGAGGAGAUGGGCGAGCUGGGCUUGCUAGGCGCUACAAUUAAGGGUUACGACUGUGCGGGUGUGUCGAAUGUGGCGUCUGGACUUAUCACCAAGGCUGUCGAGCGGGUAGACAGUGGUUACAGAUCUGGCAUGUCUGUUCAGUCGUCUCUCGUCAUGGGAGGCAUUGAUGACUUCGGCACACAAGAACAAAAGGACAAGUUCCUGCCAAAGAUGGCGAAGGGGAAACUGCUGGGUGCAUUCGGUCUCACGGAGCCAAAUCAUGGAAGUGAUCCAGGCUCUAUGGAAACUACUGCCAAACCACAUCCUACAAAGAAAGGCUACUACUCGCUCUCCGGGGCGAAGACUUGGAUCACGAACUCCCCGAUUGCAGAUGUCCUGAUCGUAUGGGCAAAACUACAAGAGACAGGCAAGAUCCGCGGGUUCUUAGUCGAAAGAUCAGAAUGUCCACCUGGAACACUCGAGACACCCGCCAUCAAAGACAAGAACGGUCUCCGGGCCUCCCUCACCGGCAUGAUCCAACUCGACGAAUGCCCCGUCCCAGAAGCAAACAUGUUCCCCGACGUAGAAGGUCUCCGAGGUCCAUUCACCUGCCUGAACAGCGCGCGCUACGGAAUCGCUUGGGGAACAAUCGGCGCACUGGAAGACUGCAUAUCCCGCGCCCGAACAUACGCACUCGAGCGCAAGCAGUUCAAGGGAAACCCCAUCGCCAAGUAUCAGCUCGUGCAGAAGAAACUCGCUGAUGCUACGACGGAUGCAGCGUUCGGGACUCUGGCUGCUGUUCAGGUUGGGAGACUGAAGGAUGAGGGGCUGGCGGCGCCGGAGAUGAUCAGUAUGAUUAAGAGGCAGAACUGUGAUCGUGCGUUGGUGAAUGCGAGGAUUUUGCAGGAGAUCUUUGGGGGGAAUGCGGUUAGUGAUGAGUAUGGAAUUGGGAGGCACGUCGCAAAUUUAUUCGUGACCCAGACCUACGAAGGGCAGAGUGAUAUUCAUGCUCUGAUCCUGGGGCGUGCUAUUACGGGGUUGCAGGCUUUUGUGUAG
Molecule: messenger RNA, 1293 nt
Organism: Cadophora gregata
Lineage: Eukaryota; Fungi; Ascomycota; Leotiomycetes; Helotiales; Ploettnerulaceae
Exons: 2
Coding region: 1-1293 (430 amino acids)
Biological process (GO): fatty-acyl-CoA biosynthetic process; fatty acid beta-oxidation using acyl-CoA dehydrogenase
Cellular component (GO): mitochondrial inner membrane
Molecular function (GO): flavin adenine dinucleotide binding; fatty-acyl-CoA binding; glutaryl-CoA dehydrogenase activity
Source: RefSeq, a predicted model, not a curated record